AUGCUUUCAAAACUUUUCAUUUCUCUUUGUGUGGUGGCUGUUGUCGUUGCCAAGAAAGGAAACAAUACCCAAGGAGGUCAUGGUGGACCUGGAGGUCCAGGAGGCCCAGGAGGACACGGAGGACACGGAGGACAACCACCACCACCAUUCCUUCAGAAUGUCACUGAUGAUGCUCGUAAGGCAUUCUUCGACAUUGUCAUCAACGGAAAUCUCACUCAAGCUCAAAUUGAUACCGAAACAUCUGCCUGGGCAAGCACAUAUGGAGUCUUGGACAUUUACAACGAAUUUCAACAAAACAAAACAGCUUUCGAUGCUGAAAUCAGGACAAAUAUCACUUCAGUAAUUGGAAACUUGGCUAACGUCAACACUCAAUUGAACUCCAUCUUCAGUAACAAGGAUCAAACACAUGAUCAAGUCAAGACUGCCAUUGACGGUGUUCGUCAAAACUAUCCAGUUGAAGUUGAUACUCUCAUGCAUUUGGCUCAUCCAGGACCACCACAUGGUGGGCCAGGAGGACCAGGAGGACCAGGAGGAAGAGGAGGAAGAGGAGGACAUGGUGGACCUGGAGGAAAUGACUCUAGCAAUAGCACUGCAAGUACCAAGACCUCCAAGAAGAACAAGAAGAACUCUUCCUCUCGUUAAUUUUUGUGUGAAUUUGGAAGUCCUUGAAAUUGAAAAUCAUGUCUUGAUAUGAUAACCUUCGAAUAAAU
Molecule: messenger RNA, 710 nt
Organism: Caenorhabditis elegans
Lineage: Eukaryota; Metazoa; Nematoda; Chromadorea; Rhabditida; Rhabditidae
Gene: srlf-14
Product: SXP/RAL-2 family protein Ani s 5-like cation-binding domain-containing protein
Exons: 2
Coding region: 1-642 (213 amino acids)
Source: RefSeq, marked reviewed